AUGCCAAUAGAUCAGGACAGCCUGGUAAACUCCUGCCUGAGUUACUAUGCCAGGGAUGGAAAGCACCUUGUAACUUCUUGCAGCAAAUAUAACUGUGCUAAGUACUUUGUGCCGCUGAGCGACGCUAAAUUUCAAGACUAUCUCGAUAGCCGCAAGAGAUCCAUCAAACUUAUGUGCAGAUCUUCAGAGUUCAAUCAAGACAAGACAACACUGAUCGUAACUAAUAAUCCCCUUCCUGACCUGAAUUCCAGUCACAGAAAGGACACCCCCAUGAAGUUUUUCUGCAAAGAGCACUUAGGAAGGGGGAUCGAUGCCAGGAGUCAGCUUCAUUUACCCCCACUGAAGACACAACAGAACCAGCUGACUGGACCAGGUGCAUGUUUUGCUGAGGGAAAUGUUGGGAAAUCACUCCAGUUCAGCAGGUUUUCCACAGACACUGAUUUCAAGACUGAAGGACAGUUUUCCAAAAGCUGUGCUGAGAGGCGAUUGCUAAAGCUGUACCCCCGUCUCCACUUUCAAGCUUUCCCUAGACUAGAUACAAAGGAAGUGCAAUCCCUUCCAAGAAAGAACAGCAAGCCCACAAGAGAAACAAGCUGCCAGUGGGAACCAUUAACUCUUUCCUCUCUUUUUGAAGCAAAGCCCAUUGUCAAAGUACCAGGGGAAAACAGCUUCAAGUAUGGGAAAGUCUCAAAGUGGGUAGUAAGCAGUUCUUUUGUAGAUAGUUCCAAAUAA
Molecule: messenger RNA, 732 nt
Organism: Gopherus flavomarginatus (Mexican gopher tortoise)
Lineage: Eukaryota; Metazoa; Chordata; Testudines; Testudinidae
Gene: TSGA13
Product: testis specific 13
Source: RefSeq, a predicted model, not a curated record